CGCCCUCUCGCUCGCUGCCUAGCGAAGGCGCGGAGGCGAGCGCGGAGAGCUGCCGCCGGCGCCGCCGCCGCCGUCAGGGCACCAGGAUGGCCGUGGGCUCUGUCAAGAUGCAGCCGCCGUGCGAGAGCCCAGCCCUGGCCUCGGCGGCCCCGGCCGACGGCCCCCUGCGCCGCAGCCCAAGCGCCCGGGAGCCGGAGCGCGAGCCGCCCGCCGCGUCUCUGCGGCCGCGCCUGAGGGACCUGCCUGCGCUGCUGCGGAGCGGGCUCACGCUGCGGAGGAAGCGGAGCGCCGCCGGGGCCCGGGCUCUCUCAAGAAGAAUUUCCAACCCGUACCUUGAACAUAGUCCUUCCCAGGUUUAUGGAGAGAAUUCUUCUUGUGCAGGAAGAGCACUAAGGAACAUUAUUAUUGUUCAAGCAGCUGACCUGGUAAAGGACAGAGUGAAUCUCAAGGGCUUUUACAGGAGAAGCUGCGUGGGGUCAGAGCUGGUCGACUGGCUGCUGGAGCACUGUCCUUUCGUCCAGUGUAGAGCCAUGGCCAUCGGGGUCUGGCAGCUCCUCUUGGACAUGGGGAUCCUGUCCUCAGUGGACCAACAUCUGUACUUUCAAGAUAAUUACGUUUUUUACCAGUUUUCUUCGGAUGAGUGUAGCUACUUGUACUGUGAAUUUGAAAGAGAAGAAGAGUGGCAGAACGGAGUGAAACUUCUGCUGCAGCUUGUGCGGCUCAUCCCUGCAAGAGCCGGCAUCUGUGACCAGUCUCACCAGAAAGUGGAGGACUCAGAAGAAAGCAGCGAAGAAAUUCUUGCUCGGCUAACAUCUGCGGUGCAGAGAGAGCUAGCGGCUGUUAUUGCUUUGAAAGCAAGAAAGUCUGCGAUUGAACAAGAUGAUGAAAGAACUGACAAGCACCUAGACGUGACAGAGGCGAGCGGUGACCCUGACCCUCAGGCUGGGGUGAUGUGCAAGCUUCGAGAGAGAGAUGAUACGGGCCGCAUCGAGCUGGUCCAGAAGCUGGCAAGAGAAAACUGUCAGUUUCUACAGACGGACAAAAAAGAACUGGAGAAGUCGGAACAACAAGAAGAUGAAGUGACGAUGGUUCAGGUUAAAGAACAAGGCCAGAGCGUGCUGGUGCUGAAGAAAGUAGCAAGCUGUGGCCCAGCCCCCACCACGGGGAGUGCGGAGAGCGACGCGAGAUACGUGGUGGUGUCCGGGACCCCGGAAAAGAUCUUGGAGCACCUUUUGAAUGACUUGCACCUGGCCGAGGUCCAGCACAAAGAAACAGAGACGCUGCUCGAUGACUUCCUUCUCACGUACACUGUCUUCAUGACCACCGACGACCUGUGCCAGGCGCUGCUAAGACACUAUUCUGCUAAGAGGCACCACGGGGAAGAAGAAAACUCAGAUGUCCCGUGCCGAAAGCGCAAGGUCUUACAUCUGGUUUCCCAGUGGAUCUCGUUGUACAAAGACUGGCUACAGGAAGAUGAGCAUUCAAAAGUGUUCCUAAAGACCAUAUACAGGAAUGUGCUAGACGACGUCUACGAGUAUCCAGUUCUUGAAAAAGAACUGAAAGAAUUUCAGAAGAUCCUUGGAAUGCAUCGCCGCCACACUGUUGAUGAAUAUUCACCACAAAGGAAGAAUAAAGCCCUUUUCCACCAAUUCAGUCUUAAGGAGAACUGGCUGCAGCACAGAGGGACUGUGGCCGAGACCGAGGAAAUUUUUUGCCACGUGUAUAUAACAGAGCACUUCUACGUCAGUGUGAAGGCGAAGGUUUCCAGUACAGCCCGGGAGGUCCUGAAGGUCGUGGCUGAGAAGCUGGAGCGAGCCGAAGAGGAUCUGGCUCUGGUGGCCGUCACGUUCUCGGGAGAGAAACAUGAGCUUCAGCCAAAUGACUUGGCCAUUUCCAAAUCCCUGGAGGCAUCUGGCCGGAUACAUGUCUACCGGAAAGAUCUGGCUGACACCCUGAACCCUUUUGCAGAAAAUGAGGAAUCACAGCAAAGGUCGAUGAGGAUUUUGGGGAUGAACACUUGGGACCUUGCUCUGGAAUUAAUGAGUUUUGAUUGGAGUCUGUUCAAUUCAAUCCACGAGCAAGAGCUGAUCUACUUCACGUUCAGCAGACAGGGCAGCGGGGAGCACACGGCGAACCUCAGCCUUCUGCUCCAGAGAUGCAACGAGGUGCAGCUCUGGGUGGCCACCGAGAUCCUGCUCUGCAGCCAGUUGGGCAAGCGUGUGCAGCUGGUGAAAAAGUUCAUCAAGAUUGCGGCUCACUGCAAAGCCCAGCAGAACCUAAACUCUUUCUUUGCCAUCGUGAUGGGCCUCAACACUGCCUCGGUCAGCCGGCUGUCACAGACCUGGGAGAAAAUUCCUGGGAAGUUCAAGAAACUUUUCUCCGAACUUGAGAGUUUAACGGACCCCUCCCUCAACCACAAAGCCUACAGGGAUGCGUUCAAAAAGAUGAAGCCGCCAAAAAUCCCCUUCAUGCCCUUAUUGCUUAAAGAUGUAACAUUUAUUCAUGAAGGAAAUAAAACAUUCUUGGAUAAUCUUGUCAAUUUUGAAAAGCUGCACAUGAUUGCGGACACCGUCCGAACCCUGAGGCACUGCAGGACUAACCAGCUUGGAAGUGACAUGUCUCCAAAGGAGCAGCAGGAGCUCAAGUCCUAUGUCAACCACCUGUAUGUCAUCGACAGCCAACAGGCCCUGUUCGAGCUCUCUCACAGGCUGGAGCCCCGGGCCUGAGUCGUGCCAAUCAUCGCCCCUGAGACUGUGGCACUCGGUGCAGAGGGAAGGUCUCUGUUCAGCAUGUUGCUUCCUGUGAGAAAAGAGGUUGCUGAGUUUUAUUAGCAUUACCACAAGACACGUGCAGAAAAGCUAGCCAAAGCAAGUUCCGGAAGUGACGUCAGCUACAGAGGUGGGAAAGCUCCCCGCUGCUGUCAGUGAGAAGACGGGAGCCACGGCAUCCUUGGAACAGGGUCAGCUUGUGGUGUGGCAGCACUAGGAAGAGAAAGCAUGUCAAUACACAGCAGCCAGUUUCUCUUCAGUAAGAUUGUGUGUAUAGCAGGAGGGACUGGCACUCUGUCUGCUCACCUUUCUGCCUGUAGGCUGUUAAGGCAGUGAGGGCAAC
Acomys russatus (golden spiny mouse) is the source of this 3111-nucleotide messenger RNA. RefSeq names its product Rap guanine nucleotide exchange factor 5 (gene Rapgef5). Gene Ontology annotation, molecular function: guanyl-nucleotide exchange factor activity. Gene Ontology annotation, biological process: Ras protein signal transduction; positive regulation of GTPase activity. Lineage: Eukaryota; Metazoa; Chordata; Mammalia; Rodentia; Muridae. The coding region runs from base 87 to 2726 and encodes 879 amino acids. The transcript has 26 exons. The record is from RefSeq and is a predicted model, not a curated record. Gene Ontology annotation, cellular component: plasma membrane.